UGAGCGCCGCGCCUUGCCGAGCGGCCGAGCUCAGUUAGCUGUGUCCCGAGUGAGGAGCGGACGGAGCGGACCGGACAACUGGAAUCUCUCCGCCUGAACAGGACGCGCUCGCCUUCCACAGAGACAGUCAAGCAGAGCAGCAGGUUCGGGAGAGAUGGGGAACCGAGUCCCUCGGGAGGAUUUCGAGUGGGUUUACACAGACCAGCCGCAUGCGGACCGGAGGAAGGAGAUUCUGGUGAAAUAUCCCGAGAUCAAGUCUUUGAUGGGUCCUGACCCCAGGCUGAAAUGGAUCGUCUGUAUGAUGGUUGGAGUUCAGUUCCUCGCCUUCUACCUCGUUAAGGACUUGGAAUGGAAGUGGGUGUUGUUUUGGACGUACGUGUUCGGGAGCUGCAUAAACCACUCCAUGACGCUGGCCAUUCACGAGAUUUCCCACAACACCGCGUUCGGCAACAACCGCGCCAGGUGGAACCGCUGGUUCGCCAUGUUCGCCAACCUGCCCAUCGGCCUGCCGUACUCUGCCUCCUUCAAACGCUACCACCUCGACCACCACCGAUACUUGGGCGGCGACGGCGUGGACGUGGACAUCCCCACCGACUUUGAAGGCUGGUUCUUCUGCACCCGCCUCCGCAAGUUCUUUUGGAUUAUCCUGCAGCCGCUCUUCUACGCCAUACGGCCUCUCUGCAUCAACCCGAAGCCCAUCAGCCAGUUGGAGCUGGCCAACGUGGCCGUUCAGUUCACGUUCAAUGCCUUCCUCUACUGGCUUUGGGGGAUCAAGCCCGUGGUCUACAUGCUGGCUGGCUCGAUGCUGGGAAUGGGGCUUCACCCCAUCUCUGGACACUUCAUUGCUGAGCAUUACAUGUUCCUGAAGGGUCACGAGACCUAUUCUUACUACGGAUCUCUUAACCUGCUCACUUUCAACGUGGGCUACCACAACGAACACCAUGACUUCCCCAGCAUCCCUGGAAGAAGGCUGCCUCUGGUGAAGAAAAUAGCGCCCGAGUACUACGACGACCUGCCCUGCUACACGUCGUGGGUGAAGGUUCUGUAUGACUUCAUUAUGGACGACGAGCUGAGCCCAUACUCUCGAGUGAAGAGGAAGCUGAAGGGAGAGGUCAAGCUGGAGUGAGCUGCUCCGCCCGCUCAGUGGCGUCCAGACAGCUUCACUGACCAAAACCGGAGGCCACUGUCGCUCUCGCCGCUAACCGCUUCAGCAGAGUAAUGCAGUUCGACAGCACGUCGUGUGAGAGUGAAGAGACUGUGUGUGUGCGCGAGAGUGUGUGUGCGCGCGCGAGUGUGUGUGUGUGUGUGCGCGCGAGUGUGUGUGCUUUUGAGAGCGAACGGUAAUUUUAGUCACAAACCAUCUAAAGACUUAAGUUCUAACUCAGUCACAGAAAGAAAAUGGAAUCAUUUCUCCUGGUUUUCCGUGGAUCGUAUCCCGAGCGCCUUUAGUCUAAUCCUCGUUUUAGGUCCUCAUUUUGUGCCGCGUUGAUUCGGCACCUUUGCUGUGUUGCGCAUAUUUUGCACCAAAAAUGUUUUAAAGCUUUGUUCAUACAUCAGCUCCGUCCAUUAAAAGUCUCCAAAACGCUAACUUCGCAGGAUAGCAUGGAAAAUGAGAUAUAAAGCUUUAUUCCUGGUCAUUUUGGAGCGUUUCUGUUGGCCCGUUACUCAUAAAGACAAACGAUGUGCUCAAACCAGGUAGAAGAAUAGACACACACGGACAUCCUUUUUGUUUGUUUUUAUAGGGCAGUGAUGCUAUACACUGUAUGAAGACGUAAGAACCUGCCCAGUGUAGUUCAAAAAUCAAGACCUGCCACCUCAGGUGACCCUGACGCGUUUGUUUGAAAGGUGACUCACUCAGCCUGAACGGUCAGACAAGGUUCCUCGAGUUCCUCCUCACACCCCUGCUUAUCACUCUAUCUGCUUUCUAAGAGGUUCCCCUGUGUUGGUUUUCCUCUGUAUCACUGCUGUACACCGUGUGCACUCAAGGUGUGGACCACUUAAAGCUGACUUGACCGAUAUCAAGUCACUUGUGUUUAUCAGUAAAAGGGGUAGCAGGAACAUUCAGACCUCACAUGAGCUUGCUGGCUGAAAACCGGUCUGUACUGUGUUAAAGCACUGGGAUUAAGCACUGGGAUUAAGCCUAGUCCUGUACUACACACCAUUCUGAAUGGAGAGUCUCCAUUAAAUAGAUGAUGUAGUCUAGGACUAAGCUUAAUCAGAAUGGCUUUCCCAACACGUGGUUUACCAUUAAAGCUGCAUCCCACCU
Messenger RNA from Pygocentrus nattereri (red-bellied piranha), 2266 nucleotides. It is a transcript of the gene degs1, whose product is annotated as delta(4)-desaturase, sphingolipid 1. The transcript has 3 exons. Gene Ontology annotation, molecular function: sphingolipid delta-4 desaturase activity. Bases 155 to 1126 code for a protein of 323 amino acids. Lineage: Eukaryota; Metazoa; Chordata; Actinopteri; Characiformes; Serrasalmidae. The record is from RefSeq and is a predicted model, not a curated record. Gene Ontology annotation, cellular component: membrane. Gene Ontology annotation, biological process: ceramide biosynthetic process.